Oncorhynchus nerka (sockeye salmon) is the source of this 4240-nucleotide messenger RNA. Its product is annotated as zinc finger protein 239-like. Bases 217 to 1395 code for a protein of 392 amino acids. The record is from RefSeq and is a predicted model, not a curated record. Gene Ontology annotation, biological process: regulation of transcription by RNA polymerase II. Lineage: Eukaryota; Metazoa; Chordata; Actinopteri; Salmoniformes; Salmonidae. Gene Ontology annotation, cellular component: nucleoplasm. The transcript is spliced from 2 exons. Gene Ontology annotation, molecular function: RNA polymerase II cis-regulatory region sequence-specific DNA binding; DNA-binding transcription repressor activity, RNA polymerase II-specific.
GGUGACUGUUACUGUGAAGGAAGAGGAGGAAGACUAUGCCGUUUUUGGAAGGAAGGAGGGGGAGGUGACUGCUACUGUGAAGGAAGAGGAGGAAGACUAUGCCGUUUUUGGAAUGAAGGAGGGGAGGUGACUGCUACUGUGAAGGAAGAGGAAGAAGCGUUCAGAGUGAAAGAGGAGGAGGAUGUUACUCUGAAGGAGGAGAAUGCAGUUUUUGGAAUGAAGGAGGAGGGGGAGGUGACUGUUUCAGCAAAAGAAGAGGAAGAAGCGUUCAGAGUGAAAGAGGAGGAGGAUGUUACUCUGAAGGAGGAGAAAGAGGAGAAUGCCGUUUUUGGAGUGGAGGAGGAGGGGGAGAUUACUGUCUCAUUGGAGGAGGAGGAGGAGGAGGAGAAAGAAGAAGAAGAAGAGACGACAGGAGAUCUGAUUAACAACGGAGAGAGACCAGUCUGUCACUCUGACAGCAGUAAGAGUCCUUCAGAGGAACCAGACCCAGAGACUCCCAAACCAGUGAGACGACUCAACUGCUCCCAGUGUAAUAAGAGUUUCAAGUUGUCAUGGAACCUAAAAGAGCAUGAGAGGGCACACACAGGAGACAAGCCUUUCCACUGCUCCCAGUGUGGAAAGAGAUUUCCACGAUCACAGAACCUAAAAAUACAUCAGAGGACACACACAGGAGAAAAGCCUUUUCUCUGCUCCCAGUGUGGAAAGUGUUUUACCCAGUUAUGGAGCCUGAACAAACAUAAUAGAAUACACACAGGAGAAAAGCCUUACCAUUGUUCCCAUUGUGGAAAGAAAUUUAGGUUGUUAGAUAAACUGAAGGAGCAUGAGAGGACACACACAGGAGAGAAACCUUACCAUUGCUCCCUGUGUGAAAAGAGUUUUACCCAAUUAGCUUACCGAAAAGAGCACGAAAGGAAACACACUGAAGAAAAGACUUACCAAUGUUCCCAGUGUGGAAAGAGAUUUUCACGAUCACAGGAACUAAAUUCACACGAGAGGAUACACACAGGGGAGAAACUUCACCACUGCUCUCAUUGUGAAAAGUGUUUUACGCAGUUAGGGAGCCUGAACAAACAUAAUAGAAUACACACAGGAGAAAAGCCUUACCCCUGUACCCAUUGUGGAAAGAGAUUUUCUAGAUCACAGGACCAAAAAUCACAUGAGAGGACACACACCGGGGAGAAACCUUACCAUUGUUCCCUAUGCGGAAAUGAUUUUACCCAUUUAGGGAGCCUGAACAAACAUAAGAAGAGAAUACACUCUGGAGUGAAGCCUUACUCAUGUUCCCAUUGCCUAAUGCAUUUCAGGUUGUUAAAUAACCUUAAGGAGCACGAGAGGACACACACAUCUUACCAUGGUCGCAGUGGAAAAGAUUUGACCAAUUUAGGGAAACUAUAAGAUCAUGAGAGGACACGUGGGAGAAAUCACCCAGUUGUUCCCAGUGUGGAAAGAGUUUUACCUAGUUAGGGAAACUAUAAGAUGAGAUGAGACACGUUAGGGAAACUAUAAGAUGAGAUGAGACACGUUAGGGAAACUAUAAGAUCAUGAGAUGAGACACAUGGGAGAAAUCACCCAGUUGUUCCCAGUGUGGAAAGAGUUUUACCUAGUUAGGGAAACUAUAAGAUCAUGAGAUGAGACACGUUAGGGAAACUAUAAGAUCAUGAGAUGACACAUGGGAGAAAUCACCCAGUUGUUCCCAGUGUGGAAAGAGUUUUACCUAGUUAGGGAAACUAUAAGAUCAUGAGAUGAGACACGUUAGGGAAACUAUAAGAUCAUGAGAUGAGACACGUUAGGGAAACUAUAAGAUCAUGAGAUGACACAUGGGAGAAAUCACCCAGUUGUUCCCAGUGUGGAAAGAGUUUUACCUAGUUAGGGAAACUAUAAGAUCAUGAGAUGACACAUGGGAGAAAUCACCCAGUUGUUCCCAGUGUGGAAAGAGUUUUACCCAGUUAGGGAGCCUGAAAAUGCAUGAGAGAAUACACACACACAGGGGAGGAAAAGCUCACAGUUUGGAAAGAGUUUUAGUUAGGGAACCUAAUUGUGGAAAGACAUUUUCCCAGAGGACCUGAAAUCACAUGAUAGAAUAGACAGGCAGUGUUCUGAUGAGUCACUGUGUUCUGAUGAGUCACUGUGUUCUGAUGAGUCACUGUGUUCUGAUGAGUCACUGUGUUCUGAUGAGUCACAGUGUUCUGAUGAGUCACUGUGUUCUGACUGAUGUUUGACUGUUGUUUUAUGCAUUAAAUCACAUUGUUUAUAUGUAAUCUUAAUCAACAAUAGGCCUGUUAAAGUUUUUUCCUCUAGAUACAUGAUUAUAUCUAAAAUCAGAUUACAAUUUUAAAAUGUUUUUUUGUUUGUUUUGAUUCUACGCUUUGAUAGAUUGGAUACAUGUUAGAACCCUUAGAUGUUUAUGACAUGAUUUAGAUCAUUUAAAAUGUAAAUUGGAUGAAUAUUUUGUGUAUUUCUUGAUUCUGACCUUAAAACCUCAAGAAACGUAGUUGUUUUGGUUUCAUUGAGUUAAUUUGUGUUCUAGUCUCCAAGCUAAAGAUGUAUGAAACUGUGGUGAUGUUCUGAUAACGUUGUUAACAUGGAAAACAUUCACGACCUCGUCAAUGUUCCCGUCAGUAUUAUUCCACUAUGAGAGAACACAGGUGCUGAUUGUAAAAACACUUUUGAUUAAUUUUUAUCUGAAUUAAGAUGAACUUUAUAUUUUUUUUACUGUUGUUAGCCACGAGUGGACAUUGAUUAUGUACAUCUAUGUACUUACAGAAAUGAGCUCUUCUGAGUUUUGACAUUUGAAUUUUGAUGUUUAUCCCCGUUUCGUAACGUUUUUCAACAGAAUCAUUGGGAUAAACACACCCCUGAUCACCCGCACACACAGUUCACUUUCAUAGCAGCCACGUACAAACAGCAUGACCCCUUUUCUCAUGGUAUAAUUCUUACUCCCAUCUAUGCGCUCAUAUCAUUGUCACCAUAAUAGCUAAAGUAACGUCGUAGUCAACAAAACUAAUAGGACUAAUACGUUAGUAAACUUGCUACAAUCAUGCAGUAGCUUUAUAGUGCAAUAAAUGAGUAAAACCAAAGCUUCCUUGACUUGGAAGAGUUCCAGUGUUGGAUAGCCAGCUAGCUAACUUAGCAUCCCUCUCUGUUGGAUAGCCAGCUAGCUAACUUAGCAUCCCUCUCUGUUGGAUAGCCAGCUAGCUAACUAGCUGAUCUGAAGGAUCAGGAUACAGUAGGUCUCUCUCGUAGAGGGGGCUAAACUAGCUAGCUGCAUUCGCUAUUAAGCGAAAGUAAAAAACAUACUAUGAAAUAUAGCUAGUUUUCGCUUCUCCUUAAUUUUUGAAUAAAUUAUUUGUUAAAAAAUGUUAAACUAUUGUGUCUUUCUCUCUUUGAGUCAACUACUCACCAUAUUUUAUGCACCGCAGUGUUAGCUAGCUGUAGCUUAUGCUUUCAGUACUAAAUCCAUUCUCUUAUCCUUUGAUUGGGUCAACAACAUGUCAGUUAAUGCUGCAUAGAGCUCUGAUAUGUUGGCGGACGUCCUCUGGAAGUUGUCAUAAUUACUGUGUAAGUCUAUGGAAGGGGGUGAAAACCAUGAGCCUCCUAGGUCUUAUAUUGAAGCCAGUGUACCAAGAGGAGGACGGAAGCCAGCUGUCCUCCGGCUACACCAUGCUGCUACCUUACAGAGUGCUGUUGAACCUACUGUAGACCUUCAUUGAUGGAGGUGUGUGGCGACCAAUCAGGGGAGAGCUUGUCUGUAAAUUGAAGGGGUUUCAGGGUAUUGAACAGGGGUGUGUUCAAUUUGAUUGAGUUUGUACUGAAUAACACUAUUACCAACAUUUUCUUGUAUGUUCUUGAACAGACUAUGAGGUACAGUUUGGUUUGCUCCAGUUGGUGGGUGUGUCGGUGUGUGGCUAGAGUCUAAGGCAUUUUGGGCCGUUUUCCACUACUGUCAUGACUCUCCUGUGAUGAUCUGAAGGAUCAGGAUACAGUAGGUCUCUCUCGUAGAGGGGGAAUGUCAUGACUCUCCUGUGAUGAUCUGAAGGAUACAGUAGGUCUCUCUCGUAGAGGGGGAAUGUGUUUGAUUGAUGUACUGUUACUAGAGGAGAGAGACCAAGUUGAGACGCUGGACCAGGUGGAUAUGGUAUGAUUCAAGGCAGGUUUAUUAAAGGUAAAGAUAUCUGAUACAAAGCGUGCACGGAUCCUCUCAUUUGGCUCAGAAGGAGUCAGCUGAAAAAGGAUGCCUAAA